UGCACACACAUUUGUCUCUUCCAGUAUAAUCCAGUAUGCAGAAAUCUAACAACAUUAGGGGGGAUUCUGCAUUGUAUCACAGCACUUUGUGUGCAGGGCUCUGAUGAGACAGCCGAGGAGGUUGAAAAGGAGGGCACGCAGUCUCUGACGGGAGCAAUCCCUGCUGUGGAUUGCCCGAGUGGAGAGGGGCCGACCUGCCGGAAACGCCCUGCAAACAUGGGGCAUGUCUUUCGGAGUGGUUCCUGUGCAGAGCAGCUGAGCGUUUAUCCUGAGGGAACCCGGGUGGGAGUGUGUGUGUACGUGUGGGGGCAUAGUCAUAAGAGAGCCUGACGGAGGUGAAUCAAGGCUCGUCUGGAAGAAAGACAAAAUGGAAUAAAAGAAACACAUGGGAGUAAUCAAACAGUUCCAGGGGAGAGAGGAGGUGGGAAGCCACUGAGUCAGGAGGAGUAAAGAGAAGUAUAGGGUGAACUUGCACUGCAAGGCGUUGACUGCUACACGCGAUGUUCAGUAAGAGAGGCCAUGGGGAGCCAGAAAAUGUUGGAUCUUGCUGACUUCACCACAUGGGCUGCCAGGCCUAAGCUAGAAUAAAAACCAGACCUGCAUCUUGUGGCAGGGACUCUGCUUUUAAGGGAGUAGGGCUAGUGGGCAAAUUGGAACCAGCCCUGGCUUGGUCCCCAACCAGCCGCAGGAUCUUGGACUGCCCCACCCCUUCCCCCUUGGCUUUCUCUUCUGUAAAGAGGGCUUACCUUGGUGGGUCCCUCCAGGGCUGACAUCCGGUCUUUCCAGACUGGCCUCUCAGGUUUGGUCAGAUCUGCCAUGACCAUUCAGCCAACCAUUGGUGCUCUGCACUUUCUAUGUGCCAGUAGGGAGAGGUGAGACAAAGACAAGGGGGGGUCUUGGUGGUGAGAGCGAGUGAAGGCAGACAGCGGCCCUGCCCUCUCUCAGAGGGGCUGCAGUCUCGUGGAGGUGACACUGUUUCAUUGAUUCGGAGAUCCACAUUUGGACGUUGCUGAAGGAAGGCUGCAUCUUGGAGUCGAUACAGGUUUUAUCAUUCCCAGCACGUCUUUUCUCCAGUGCCACCGAGAAGAGUGUAGUCAGCAGCCCAGUGGGUUGCCACUGAGGAAAGCAGAGAGUAACAUGGUCUGGCGUGCAUCUUGAAGAACUGAUCAUGGCUGCAAGUUGGAGCAGAUGAAAAAUGGUGGGGGCUUGGACAACAGGAAAAGAACAGAGCUCAAUGCCCCCUCCAGGGGUGCCCCCGCCCUUCCCUCCAAUGGGGCUACCCCCUAUGAGUCAGAGACCACCAGCCAUUCCCCCCAUGCCACCUGGCAUCAUGCCUCCCAUGCUUCCACCAAUGGGGGCACCACCACCACUCACACAGAUACCAGGAAUGGUCCCUCCCAUGAUGCCAGGAAUGCUGAUGUCCGCGGUGCCCGUCACCGCCGCGACGGCUCCAGGUGUGGACACCGCCAGCUCUGCUGUGGCCGGGACGGGUCCCCUGAGGGCCCUGUGGAGCGAGCAUGUGGCCCCUGAUGGGCGCAUCUACUACUACAAUGCUGAUGACAAGCAGUCCGUGUGGGAGAAGCCCAGCGUGCUCAAGUCCAAGGCCGAGUUGCUGCUCUCCCAGUGCCCCUGGAAAGAGUAUAAGUCAGACACAGGCAAACCGUACUACUACAACAACCAGAGUAAAGAGUCCCGCUGGACCCGGCCCAAGGACCUGGACGAGCUGGAGGCUUUAGUCAAACAGGAGUCUGCAGGGAAGCAGCAGCCGCAGCCACCCCAACCCCAGCCUGAUCCCCCACCUGUGCCUCCUGGCCCCACCCCAACGACCGUGGGCCUCAUGGAACCUGAGCCAGGUGGGAGUGAAGACUGUGACGUGUCCGAAGCUGUGCAGCCCACGGAGCACCCAGAGGAGAGUCCCAGCAGUUCUGCUGGACAGCAUCAGCCUCCACAGCAGGAAGAGGAGGAAUCGAAGCCAGAACUAGAGAGGUCUGGCCUCAGUUGGAGCAACCGGGAGAAGGCAAAGCAGGCAUUCAAGGAGCUGCUGAGGGACAAGGCUGUCCCCUCUAACGCCUCGUGGGAACAGGCCAUGAAGAUGGUGGUCACUGACCCCCGUUACAGUGCCUUGCCCAAACUGAGUGAGAAAAAGCAGGCAUUCAAUGCCUACAAGGCUCAGCGGGAGAAAGAGGAGAAGGAGGAGGCCCGGCUGCGGGCCAAGGAGGCCAAACAGACGCUGCAGCAUUUCCUGGAGCAGCAUGAGCGGAUGACCUCCACGACACGCUACAGGCGGGCGGAACAGACCUUCGGGGAGCUGGAGGUCUGGGCUGUGGUCCCUGAGAGGGACCGGAAAGAGGUUUAUGAUGAUGUCCUCUUCUUCCUGGCCAAGAAGGAGAAGGAGCAGGCCAAGCAGCUGAGGCGCCGCAACAUCCAGGCCCUGAAGACCAUCCUGGACGGCAUGAGCAGCGUCAGCUUCCAAACCACGUGGUCUCAGGCCCAGCAGUACCUCAUGGACAAUCCCAGCUUUGCCCAGGACCAUCAGCUGCAGAACAUGGACAAGGAAGAUGCGCUCAUCUGCUUUGAGGAGCACAUCCGAGCUUUGGAGAGGGAGGAGGAGGAGGAGAGGGAGCGGGCUCGGCUGCGAGAGCGGCGCCAGCAGCGCAAGAACCGGGAGGCCUUCCAGACCUUCCUGGAUGAGCUGCACGAGACAGGGCAGCUGCACUCUAUGUCCACCUGGAUGGAGCUGUACCCAGCGGUCAGCACUGAUGUCCGCUUUGCCAACAUGCUGGGCCAGCCGGGUAAGGCAGCCGGGACCCCCCAUCUCUGGCCCGGCUUCCGGUCCCGCUGGCCUCUCGGCACCCCCACUCCCCGGGCUUGUCCUCGACCCCACCCUGGGCCUCGGGAAGCUGCCGCCCGCCAGGCCCCCCUCCCUCCCUCCUCCGCAGGCUCCACCCCUCUGGACUUGUUCAAGUUUUAUGUGGAGGAGUUGAAAGCCCGCUUCCAUGAUGAGAAGAAGAUCAUUAAGGACAUUCUUAAGGACCGGGGCUUCUGCGUGGAGGUGAACACAGCUUUUGAGGACUUCGCCCACGUCAUAAGCUUUGACAAGAGGGCCGCUGCGCUGGACGCAGGCAACAUCAAGCUGACCUUCAAUAGUCUGCUGGAGAAAGCCGAGGCCCGAGAGAGGGAGCGGGAGAAGGAGGAAGCGCGCAGGAUGAGGCGCAGAGAAGCUGCCUUUCGAAGCAUGCUGAGGCAGGCUGUGCCGGCCCUGGAGCUGGGCACUGCCUGGGAAGAGGUCCGAGAGCGCUUUGUGUGCGACCCAGCCUUUGAGCAGAUCACCCUGGAGUCGGAGCGGAUCCGGCUCUUCCGGGAGUUUCUGCAGGUGCUGGAGACCGAAUGCCAGCACCUCCACACAAAAGGCCGCAAGCAUGGCAGGAAGGGCAGGAAGCACCACCGCAAGCGCUCCCACUCGCCCUCGGGCUCGGAGUCGGAAGAGGAGGAGCUGCCCCCACCGGCCUUCCGGCCCCCCAAGCGGAGGCGGCGGAACCCUUCAGAGUCUGGCUCUGAGCCCUCUUCCUCACUCGACUCAGUUGAGAGUGGGGGUGCUACUGUUGGGGGACAGGGCUCCCCAUCCUCGCGCCUCCUCCUCAGCUCAGAUCAUGGCCUCCGGAAAGUCAAGAAACCAAAAAAAAAACCCAAGAAGAGAAGACACAAGUCGAACAGUCCCGAGAGUGAGACGGACCCCGAUGAGAAGGCUGGCAAGGAGAGCGAUGAGAAGGAACAGGAACCAGACAAGGAGCCAGAGCCCCGGCGGGCAGAGCUCGCUCACCGCUCCCCGGGCUUCAGAGUCAAGAAGGAGAAGACAGGUUGGGACACGUCGGAGAGUGAACUGAGCGAGGGCGAGCUGGAGCGGCGGCGGCGCACCCUCCUGCAGCAGCUGGACGACCACCAGUGACCUGCAGGCGGCCCUCAGCUCCCAGGACCCCGGCCCUGCCUGCCCCAGGCUCCUCUGCAGCCAGGCUCUGUCCACGUUUCUUAGAGAAGUCCCCACCCUGCCCCACCGUGGUUGGCACGUCUCCAGGUUGCUCUUGGUGUCCAAGGGCCCCUCUGGGGACCAGUGCAGUCCCUGCCCUCAGCCCCAGACCAGAGCUCGGGGGGAUGUGCCGCGGGUGGGCAAUGCCAGUAGCUACCAUGUGGGCAAGGUCUCUGUGGAGAGUGGCAGGCUGGUGGACACAGCCUGGGUGUCAGGCAGGGCCCUCACCCUCUAGCACCAGUGCCUGUGCCUGCUCCUGCCCGCCCGGCCCAGGGCCCAUCAGUCCUUCCUCCCCACCCUGGGGCCCAGUGUAUGUGUGGUUGGUUUUGGUUGGUUGCUUUUUGUUUUUUUAAAAAAAUAAUAUAAUGUGA
This is a messenger RNA of Echinops telfairi (small Madagascar hedgehog), 4395 nucleotides long. RefSeq names its product pre-mRNA processing factor 40 homolog B (gene PRPF40B). NCBI's taxonomy places the organism in Eukaryota, Metazoa, Chordata, Mammalia, Afrosoricida, Tenrecidae. Gene Ontology annotation, cellular component: U1 snRNP; U2-type prespliceosome. Gene Ontology annotation, biological process: mRNA cis splicing, via spliceosome. Gene Ontology annotation, molecular function: protein binding; RNA binding. The transcript is spliced from 25 exons. The record is from RefSeq and is a predicted model, not a curated record. The coding region runs from base 1196 to 3946 and encodes 916 amino acids.